GGCUGCCUGCCUAUUUUCACGGACUCUAAUUGUGCCGAUUAUACACAAAAGGAAAUUGAUUCGAUUUCCUCGCGCUGUAUCGAAUUAAACAGUCUAUCGUUGCUUUCGCUUGGACGGUUUUUUGUUGUAAUUCCGGUGUUUGUGCGUUAGAAAAACUAGUAUUAGGAGAAUAGGUGUUUAAAGUUUGGUGGAAAGUGUGGAAAAGUGUUACCCAUCAGUGGCUGUGCUGUGGAAAAGGUAGAUGAGGAGACGAAAUCAUCAAGCAGCGAGGAUCUCUACCCGCACGCCCGUUGAAUUCACAAAUACCGAGGCGACGACGGCAGAAGCAGAAGCAUAAAAAAGAAGCAUCGGUGGGGUCAUUUGCUAGGGUACCCCUUGGUAAACCGAAAAUCGGUGACAUCGCUCGAAAGUGACGCAUAAACCAGGCGGCAGAAGGAAACGCGCUGCCACAUUCGCCAGUAAUGCCACCAAUGCGGAAUGUGCGCUGAGCAGACAGUUUAAAGUUGGCAAGAGCGGGGUGUGAGUUUCCGAGCGUCGCGUGUGUGUGAGUGUGUUCGUGCCAGCUCCGAGUCGGGUCGAGAGUGAGCUUGGUUUAAUAGUGGUAGUAAAUUUGCCGUCGUCUCUGGAGGGUGAGGUGAUGGAAGAAGCAUAACCCCUGAAAUCAGCCGCGUACAGUGAAUCGGUACAGCCCUGUGUCGGUCCGGUGGGUUGUGUUUGGUUAGAAGAGUGUGCCAGGGAGGCAGGCAGGCAGGAAGAAGAGAAGAGCCAUCUCCGCUGUACGCGCGCGACCAUGUUCACGUAGUUGUUUGUUGGUUCACCAAAAGAUCUGACGACGUGAACGAGCGAGCGGUUCGUCGAUUUCGGGGCUGCUGCUGCUGCCGCCUGUGUAUGUUUGCUAUGUGGUGGCGUUUUUGAUGAAGUGAAGUGAGCCUUCAUUUAGUGAAUAAGCAGUAGCAGAACUAUACGCAUCUCGCGAACGUUCCGGAGAAAAUACAACAGUACACGCAUCCUCCAGGAGAGAAGGAAUAUAAAAUAUCGGUUUUCGGGUUGUGUACGCGAAUAUUAUUCGAUCUGCUCAACCAGUGGCCAGAUCGAGAUUGUAUGACAGAUCGCGCAAUCGUGCAAUUGUGGCUCCGGACGAAAAUGACCGUCCGGAAAUAGAGUGAUCGGUCCAGGUUACAUUAGUAAAACAAACAAAUAAUACUAGUUUUAGUGAUGAUUACUAAAAAGUGCUGAUAAGUGAGAAAUAUGUCGGAAUCCGUCAUCGGAAGUGCGCUAAGCAACAUUCAACAGUGAAAUUAGUACUAGUACAAGCGCGCGCCCUACAGCCAGGAAAAAAGGCAAGAUAGUCGCUGCUGCUCUGGUUGCACAGGGAAGCUCGGGAAAGGAAAGAGAUCAGUUUCCGGCUAGUGUGCAUGUGCGCGUCCCAGCGAAGAGCAACCUGGUGGCGAGUGUGAUUUUGAGUGUACCAUAAAUUAGAUAACGAAAAUAAGUGUGUGCGUGUGUGAGCAGAAGAAGUGUGCGACCUGCGACGGUGCAGGCCUGUUAGUGCGAAGCGUUUGAAAGUUACGAGUUAUCAAAAUGUAUGCUAAAGGCAAGGCGACAACGGUGCCGUCGGAUGCACAAGCUAGAGAAAAAAUUGCACUAUAUGUAUAUGAAUAUUUAUUACACGUAGGGGCAUCGAAAGCAGCACAAACAUUCUUAUCCGAGAUACGAUGGGAGAAGAAUAUCACACUAGGCGAACCUCCGGGCUUCCUGCACUCGUGGUGGUGCGUAUUCUGGGAUCUCUACUGCGCGGCACCGGAACGACGGGACACCUGCGAGCAUUCAUCCGAGGCCAAAGCAUUUCAUGAUUACGGUUUCGUGAGUUCGGGCUACGGAGUGAACGGAAUAGCACAUAAUGCCGGUCCAGCGCCGAGUCCGCUGGGACAGUUACCACCAAACGAGGGCAUGCCCGGCGGUCCGAUGGCACCAACUGGCUUCUUCCCGGUAAGCAGGAACUCCUCCAUUAGGCCAUCACAACCUUCACACCCUAGCAGUGGGCAGUCCCCACACCCACAACCACCAAACUCGCACGGACAGAUGAUGAGCGGUCAGCCUUUCAUGGGAGGCCCCCGGUAUCCCCCAGGGCCCCGGCCCGGUGUCCGAAUGCCGCAAGGAAUUGGAAACGAUUUCAAUGGUCCUCCCGGACAACCAAUGAUGCCAAAUAGUAUGGAUCCCACGCGGCAAGGUGAAGCUGGAGACUUUGUAGCAUGGCAAGGCCCUCCAGGUAUGGGUCCGAUGAAUCCUAGAAUGAAUCCACCUCGCGGCCCCGGAAUGGGCCCCAUGGGCGCCGGCACGUACGGACCGGGAAUGCGCGGCCCGCCACCCAACAGCAGUUUAGGCCCGGGUGGAAUGCCCCCGAUGGGAAUGGCCGGCGGACGGCCGCAGUGGCAACCGAAUACGUCAUCGCCCAUGAACUAUUCAUCCUCGUCACCUGGCAAUUACGGUGGUCCUCCAGGGCCGAGCGGACCGCCCGGACCGGGAACGCCCAUCAUGCCAUCACCUCAAGAUUCAUCCAACUCCGGCGGCGAAAAUAUGUACACACCAAUGAAAGCUGAAUUUCCAAUGGUCGGCGGAUCGGACGGUGGCGGCCCAAUGGGGGGCCCCAUGGGCCCAAACGCUAUGGGUGGACCGGUACUUAACAAUGACGGCCUGGAUGGAAUGAAAAAUAGCCCGGCGAACGGUCCCGGAACGCCUCGAGAAGACUCGGGCAGCGGAAUGGGCGAUUACAACCUCGGCGGUUUCGGUGGACCCGGAGAGAAUGACCAGACCGAGUCGGCCGCUAUACUCAAGAUCAAGGAAAGCAUGCAGGAAGAGGCGAAACGCUUCGAGAAAGAUUCCGACCAGCCCGAUUACUACAUGCAAUAACAUCCUCCUUCUAGCGUUUCUACUACUGCUAUUACUUCUACUACAACAGCAUCUACUACUACUAUUACUACUACCACCACCACUGCAACAUGUUCUACUUCUACUGUUGUUGAGACAGCCAGUACUGCGCUGCUCGCAAGUUCAGCUUCCGUGAGUGCUUCUGUCAGUAACGCUGCGGCCGCCACCAACACCGACACCACGACCACUUCUACCGAAAGCAACUAGUUCACUUCCUUCUAUUGUUUACCAAAAGAGAAACAAAAAUUAAACGCAACACCCGUUUACACACACACGAAUGCUCCUGAAGCAAAACAUUGACCACUCCAAAUCACACCGCUAUCGAACUUCACUUUCCAAUUACAACAAAAAAAGGAAUAGGGUUAAAAUUUCCAUCAGAACAAUCCCACGCAAAGGUCUCAAACCUGAUGAAGCAUUAGAAAUGAUAAUCAUUUUGCUCGAUAAGCUGUGUCAACCGUGUGUAACCAAAAAAAAAAAAACAAAAUCCGCGAUAACCUUUUAUCUAGAAGUGCAACUGACAAACGUGAAAGGGAUCCCCGUGUCCCGUUUUGUUCACACCCCUCGCAAAGGUAGCGUUCGUUUUUCUUUUUGUUUUGCGAUCCCCAGCACCUUCCUUUGUUUGCCGUUGCCCAAGUGGAUCCCAAACAAUAUGGAAUGAAGCGGAAAGUGUUAAAGUAUUGUGAGAAAUAAAGAGAAAAAAUAAACAAAAACCACACACAUACACCUUAUAGGAUAAUUUCACCAAUACCAUCAUAAUUCAACACAACACGAAGGAAUAGAAAAGUGAGAAGGAACGAGAAAGCGAAUGAAUAAAAAAAAAAAACACGUACACACACAUUCACACAUCUUUGAUGGUAUUUAAGCGGACAGAAACAAACAUGGUAAUGCGUGGAGAAAAAAAGGGAAAAAAACACUGAACGGCGGGAGUGAAAGAAGACGAAGAAAACAAGGAAAGAUACAUCUGUGUUAGAAUUUUUUUUUUUCUCGAGCAAGACGUGCAAAUCAUAAAAACAACAAAAAUGGAAAAACCGAAAAAAAUAGUGGAAAAUAAUAAUUUUUGUGAAACACAA
Molecule: messenger RNA, 3998 nt
Organism: Wyeomyia smithii (pitcher-plant mosquito)
Lineage: Eukaryota; Metazoa; Arthropoda; Insecta; Diptera; Culicidae
Gene: Ssdp
Product: single-stranded DNA-binding protein 3
Exons: 14
Coding region: 1582-2910 (442 amino acids)
Biological process (GO): positive regulation of transcription by RNA polymerase II
Cellular component (GO): nucleus
Molecular function (GO): protein binding; single-stranded DNA binding
Source: RefSeq, a predicted model, not a curated record